CGGAGGGCGCGGGACGGCUGCGCUCGCCGCGGUAGCGCUGCUGCGGCCGCGGCUGCUGCGGCGGCGGAUGUUUCCAUGUUGCGCGGCGCAUGAUUUAGAGGAGAGGAGGAGCUGGAAGCGGCGGGCGCCAGAGGCGGAGGCGAUCCGCGCCGCCGCGGGCCCGGUGUCUUUCUCCUCGCCGUGCGCGGCAUCGGGGGAGCUGCCCGUGCCUGCCCUGCGGUGCCGGGGCGGCGGCUGGCGGGCCGAGAGCUCCCGUGUCUCCCGGGGCCGGCGCUGCGGCGGCGGCGGCGGCGGGGUGUGUGUGUGCGUGCGUUUUUAGGGGGGGUGGGGGCCGCGCCUGAGCCAGUUAGGAAGAAUGACUCUGGAGUCCAUCAUGGCGUGCUGCCUGAGCGAGGAAGCCAAGGAAGCGCGGCGGAUCAACGACGAGAUCGAGCGGCAGCUGCGCCGCGACAAGCGCGACGCCCGCCGCGAGCUGAAGCUGCUGCUGCUGGGCACAGGAGAGAGUGGCAAAAGCACAUUCAUCAAACAGAUGAGAAUCAUCCAUGGAUCAGGUUACUCUGAUGAAGACAAAAGGGGCUUUACAAAACUGGUGUACCAGAAUAUAUUUACAGCAAUGCAGGCCAUGAUCAGAGCGAUGGAUACCCUCAAAAUCCCAUACAAGUAUGAACACAAUAAGGCUCAUGCACAAUUAGUUCGAGAAGUGGAUGUGGAGAAGGUGUCAACUUUUGAGAACCCCUAUGUAGAUGCAAUAAGAAGUUUAUGGAACGACCCUGGAAUCCAGGAAUGUUAUGAUAGACGACGGGAGUAUCAGUUAUCAGAUUCAACUAAGUACUAUCUUAACGACUUGGACCGCAUCGCAGAUCCAGCCUACCUGCCAACUCAGCAAGAUGUGCUUAGAGUUCGAGUCCCAACAACUGGGAUUAUUGAAUAUCCAUUUGACUUACAAAGUGUCAUUUUCAGAAUGGUGGAUGUGGGAGGCCAGCGAUCAGAAAGAAGAAAAUGGAUACAUUGCUUUGAAAAUGUCACAUCUAUCAUGUUCCUAGUAGCCCUUAGUGAAUAUGAUCAAGUGCUUGUGGAGUCAGACAAUGAGAAUCGAAUGGAAGAAAGCAAAGCACUCUUUAGGACAAUUAUCACAUAUCCAUGGUUCCAGAAUUCUUCAGUCAUUCUGUUCUUAAAUAAAAAGGAUCUUUUAGAGGAGAAAAUCAUGUACUCCCAUCUAGUUGAUUAUUUCCCAGAGUAUGAUGGACCACAAAGGGAUGCACAAGCGGCACGAGAGUUCAUCUUGAAGAUGUUCGUAGACCUGAAUCCAGACAGUGACAAAAUUAUCUACUCCCACUUCACAUGCGCUACAGACACAGAGAAUAUCCGCUUCGUCUUUGCUGCUGUCAAGGACACAAUCCUACAGUUAAACCUGAAGGAGUACAACCUGGUCUAACUGUGCCUAGGAAGCCCUCCAAGACCACCUUUGCGUGACUGAAGAUGUACAAGAGGGACUGUAUUAUCUGUGAAAACAAUUUGCAUAAUACUAAUUUAUUGCCGGCCUGGACUCUGUGAAUGUCCACAGAGUUUGUAGUUAAUAUUAUGAUUUUAUUUAAACUAUAUGGAGGAAAAACAAAAGAUGCUGAAAUACAUUCACAGCACAUUUCCUCAUUUUUUAGGCAAAACCUUGUGACUCAAUGUGUUUUAAAUUCUCAGUUGUACACUCACAAAGGAUAGCAGUUUUUUGCUAUUGAAGCAUAAUCAACCUAAUUUCCUGUUUCCCUGACCCUUUCUCUCUCCCUCCUUCCCCUCCCUUCUUACCUUUUUGAAGGUACAAUGGCCUUUCUUUUCCCAGUUGCAUUCCUUAGUAAAAUAUUUUCUGUUGAAUGAUUUGGUCAGGAAAAUACUAUCAUCAGAAUUUAAAACAUCAGACAUUCUAAUUUUACAGUGUGUACUUUGUCUGAAGGAUCAAAAGUAUUGAUACUGUGAUUUUUAAAUUCUUUACAUGGGUGUUUUCAUUCUGUCUUCACUUUGGGGGCUAGAAUUUUUGUGAUUGCGAAAUAGAAUUACACUUGUGUAUGGAUUUUAAUUUUAACUAUACUCUUGCAGCACAGAAGGAUGCAUAGAAGACAGUAAUGAAAUAAUUACAACACAAACUUGGGAUGUAUGUGGAAUAUGAUAGAAUCUCUUUUUAAUUGCCAUGUGCCGUUUUUUCUCUUUUCUUUUACUCAAUGCCAAACAAAAAUGUUACAGACACUACAUUUUCCCCAGUGGCUACAGCCUGAAACAGUGUUUUUUUCAGUUGUGUGAGUUUUUCCUUACAUUAGAGCUUUUUUACAUUUUUUUUUCCACAGUAGAAAAAUUACUUUUAUUGUAUAAAAUUAAUGUUGCCAAAUCUGGCUUUUUAUAAAACCAGUACUUGUGAAAUAUAGGAUACUGAUUAAAAUGCCAAAUUGAUGGAUUGGGAACUGAACUGAUUGAGUCAACUGCCAAAUCAUAAACAUACAUAGUUUUAGCUCAUAUAUUCCCUUUUUAGAAAGUGUUCCAUUUUCUAAUGCCAAAAACAACAGUGUGAGUGAAUAUGCUACUAGGUGCACCAUGCACAUGCAUAUGGUCUGCUAAUUUAAAGACAGUUUAACUCUCUCCGUAUGUCAGAGAUGGCAUGAGAUUGCAUAGAAUGUUUUCUGUAAUAAUAUCAAGGCACCUUUAGUUGCACAAUGUAAAAUUAUUGAUGAGUGAUAACAAUCAGGAACCUUUCUUGAUAAGGUUGCUUGAUAACUGAUUCAUAGACAUUUGAUAGGCUUCAUGCAAAAAAGCCUCUCUAUGUGUUCUUUAGAAAGAUUUAUUAAUGUAAAUGAAAUGGUGAGAAAAAAAACACUUUUGAAAUUUAAAUGUGCAAUUUUCUAACAACAAAAGUACAGCACACAUUGAUGAGCCUUUAUUCUGCAGCUUAGGUUGAAAGAAGAUAUUUUUUAACAAGAUGCAUGAUUGCUAGCAAGCUACAGAGAACUUAAGAGGUCAGACAUGUAAUUGGAUUGAUUAUCUGCAAUGCCAAGUAGCACUAGAGUGCACUUAACACGGAAAUUGCUGCCUUACAGCAGCAGAGGGGAGGUGGAAAAAAGAAUGGCUUAUUAGUGGAGUACCAAAGUUACCAAUAAAUACUAAUGAGGCGUUUUUCAUCCUUAGCCCUCCCAACUCCAAAACAACAAUAAUAAGAACAGUUGAUAUUUUUUACUCCCUUAUAAAACACCUUGUAAUUUAAAACUGGCUGUAGGUAUAGUGCAAUUAUGAAUGCUAUAAUCAUUGUACAUACAUCUAUAUAUAUAUAUAUGGCAGCAUCCAUAUUGGCUUUGUAAUCAUUAAUUUUUGGCAAAUUGAAUGUGCUGUAUUGAUAUGUAUCUAUGUAAUUGUAUUGUAUGUCUUAUAGCUAAUUCACAUUUUAAAUAAUGUUAUUUUAUUUACUUUUUUAAGAGAGAAGAAUGUAAAUUUUGUCAGUUUAUUUCUGACUAGGGAUUUGUUGUUGUUUUUUAUUUACAAAACAAAAAAAAACUACUAUAGUACAGAGCGGUACUAGCAUCGUGCUGUAUAAAAUCAUUUGCACAUUCCUGAGUAGAGGUGAAUUUGAGACACCCAGAGGACCUUCACGUUCAAAACAAUGCUUAAAUCUUGUCAGGGCUUUACACAGAUGUAGAAACUGUUUUUGUUAGAACUUAUGCCAGUAUAUCUAGGAUUGGAACAUGAGCCCUUAAAUAUAAACUUAAUUUGUAUUUGGCAGAUUAACAUUAGGUUAAUUUUACCUUUCUAAUAGCCCUUUUUAGGAAAGUGAAUUUAGAGACAUUUCAAAACAUUAUGCAUAAGUACUGAUGGGUGUUUCCCUGAAAAUGUCAGGAAGAAAUACAGAACAUCAGAUCAAUUAAAUAGUACUUCAGAAACUGUAGAUCUAACAACAACAACAAAAAAAAUCACUAGCAUUAACAGUUUUAAGGAGUCAGAGCAUUUUAUUUAAUAAAGCUAAAGCAGAUAGAUGUAGGUUGUAAGAAGUGACGCUGACAUUCUAAGUAGGUGAUCAGAGCAGUUAGUCUUGUUAUAUAUGGCAUUGUAAAAUUGGUCCUGAUCUUGCUAUAAACGUAUCAGAGCAUGUUUCCACUAUUGACUCUGGGGUGCAUUAUCAUAUCCCUUCUUUUAACCCAGGAAUAGAUUGGCUACCUUGGGUUUAGUAUUAUAAAUAGAACUGUAACAAAAAGAAAAAACAAAGAUGCCAGUGGUAUCUAACAACAGUUUGGGGUUUUUUUUGAUUUUCUUUUGUAAUGGGUUGUUGGGUGGGGAAAGGAAAUGUGGUUUUAAGUUUUGUAUAAAAACAAAACAAAAGUUUACUCAUGCUUUAUAGUUAUAUUGUGGUUACAAAAGUUUUCAAGAGUGUGUGCCACUGGGCUACUUCUGGUAUAUUUUAGGUAAGUUAAACCUGUGGCAAUGUUUAGAUCAUUUGAGCAUGUUCUGAAAAAAAAAAAAAAAAAGAUAUUCAGCAUGCCAAGGCAAGCUUUACAUGAAUCACCUAACACAGCAUUGCAGUUUGACAGUUUACAAAAACAUUUCCUUUUUAAAUGACACAGCUGUUCCCACUUGCAAUAUAUUCCUUUGUUGUUGUUCUUGUU
Messenger RNA from Rhea pennata, 4631 nucleotides. RefSeq names its product guanine nucleotide-binding protein G(q) subunit alpha. The coding region runs from base 356 to 1435 and encodes 359 amino acids. Lineage: Eukaryota; Metazoa; Chordata; Aves; Rheiformes; Rheidae. Gene Ontology annotation, biological process: phospholipase C-activating dopamine receptor signaling pathway; action potential; adenylate cyclase-modulating G protein-coupled receptor signaling pathway. The record is from RefSeq and is a predicted model, not a curated record. Gene Ontology annotation, cellular component: heterotrimeric G-protein complex. The transcript is spliced from 7 exons. Gene Ontology annotation, molecular function: guanyl nucleotide binding; GTPase activity; G-protein beta/gamma-subunit complex binding.